This is a messenger RNA of Saccoglossus kowalevskii, 3633 nucleotides long. RefSeq names its product FHF complex subunit HOOK-interacting protein 1A-like. NCBI's taxonomy places the organism in Eukaryota, Metazoa, Hemichordata, Enteropneusta, Harrimaniidae. The record is from RefSeq and is a predicted model, not a curated record.
AUGAGUUGGUACAUUGAAAAUAACCAUCCCGAUAAUGGGAAGUAUGUGACAUUUCCCGAGUCGGAGGAUAGGAUAAUCCAACGUCCAAAUACGUCUGAUCUCGAUCCUUAUACUUGUUAUGAAGUAUUUAAAAUGCACUGGAGACAGGUACAGAGUAUAAUCUACAGACAGAACACUACAAGUGGCUUAUUUUACCGGCCACAACUAACUGCUGAUGAAGUUCAAACGGUUGUCAACUAUGUUGACCAGAUGAUGGCAUUGCUGAUAGCCGAAAAGGCAGGGAAUGCCAAAAUGGGUCCGAUCUUAGAAGCCAUGCUCACUGAAAAUGUCAUGGAGAAGCUGUUUCUCUGGAGUAGCCGCAGCGGUCAGUUUGUGGAAGAGCUCAAAUUUGAACUUUUGAAAAUCUAUGAGAUGAUUAUUGGACAGUCACGACAGCGCAUGUUGACGCAUCAAGCAAUACUGAACCCUUUGUUGAGGCUACUAUUGGCUGCCUCUGAUUUCUGUUCCCAGCAGGUGGAAUCGCACCUAAUACUGUUGCUAAACCAGCUCUGUGUCUGUUUAACACAGGACCCAUCUUUGCUAGAUUUUUUGUUUCAUGCUAGCCCGGACGUUGGACCUGCGAAGUUCCUGAUUUUUUCCUUACUGAUACCCUAUCUACACAGAGACGGUCCAAUAGGUCAACAAGCCCGAGAUGCAUUGUUAUUGUGUAUGUCAGUUUCUUCUGGUAACGAAUUGGUUGGAAGCUAUAUUGCCGAAAGCACAAAUUUUUGUCCGGUGCUGGCUACUGGACUCAGUGGGCUUUAUUCGGCAUUACCACACAAUAUCCCGCACUCGCAUAAGUUGACGAGAGAUGACGCGAAUCAUAUCACAUCGUUAGCUGCGUUCCUCAACUCUCUAGAUUUCUGUAAUGCUGUCGUACAGGUUGCCCAUCCUCGUGUAUGCCGACAACUCGUAGACUAUGUCUAUGAUGGUUUUCUGCUGCCUGUGAUGGCGCCUGCCCUGCACCAGAAUGUACAAGAGGAAGUGAUAGCAGCGACGACGUACCUCGAUUUAUUUAUUCGCUGCACUACCGAGCCAUUGAUGAUGCGGGCAUUCCUACGUUUCAUCUGUAAAGGACACCACGAAGGCUCGUAUAUACUAGACACACUGAUAAGCAGAAUACACAGUGAGACUAGGUUAUGUACAGUGACUUUAUCUCUGUUUUAUACUUUGCUGAAUUUGAACUGUGAGGAUGUAGUUUUGCAUUUAGUUUUAAAAAAACAUUCCAGUUUAUUAUCAACGACAUCAACGAUGGUGUCUCGCACAUCUCAUGACGAGUACAGUAACUCUUUCGUUGCUGACAACACGGAGGAAAAUUAUUUUCAUUACUUGAUAGAUAGUAGGAAAACUGUGGAGGACUGCUACAGAUCUUGUCUAUGCUGGUCAAAUACUUACGACGGUAGAAGACGACUUGACAGUGGGACUAUGUCCAGCCAGUCUUCUGAGUCAGAGUUUGAGUGGUGGCAGGACGCGGACGAAGAUUCAAACAGCGUUGAUAAUUUUGAAGAUGACCUCUCGCCAAGGGAGUCCCAUUCCAGUGAAUCUAGCGAUGAUGCAUUCUCAGACAUGGGAAAGUUUCUUAAAACUAUGUUUGGGGAGGACGUGGACAAUAAUGACGAGGAAGAGGAGAGCGAAUUUACCAUCACUUACUUAGAGGAGUGGUUCGAUAACUUAUACAGUCGGAAGGAGUUCCUCCGGCAACAUUCCUGGAGUUCCAGUGUCGGCUUGACCUCACAGUCCAUGGAUAACUAUGACGAAGAUAACGAAUGGAUCAUGGACAGAUGGAGUCAACGACCAGCGCUGGAUAGCGUUACAACAAUGGAUGAGGAAUCUGUUGAACAAAACAGUAUUAAUAAUGAGGAGAGCGAAAAAAAGAUCAUCAAUGCGAACACUGAUGAACUGUAUGAUUUCUGGGAACUGGACGCGCAUCUUUUACCACCAGCAUCGCUGAGGAAUCAUGAUUUUGAUGAUUUCGCUGAUACGAAUCAAAGUGAUCAUCCGUCAUCAGUUACAGGCCCCUUUAUAUCAGCCCUGUUUGCAAGACUUGAACACAUGAUUGAAAACCCUGUUGAAGUUAAUCUGUUGUUAACGGCCGUAAUCAGUCGACUUGGAUCAUAUCCGCAGAUUUUAUUGUCGUCUUUUCUGCUGAACACAGAGUUGGUGUUUCAACCGAGUGUACGGUCACUUUUACAGGUUUUAAUAUCCGUGAAAAGCAAUAUAGAGAUGUAUGCAUACAGAACUGAUACCUUCAGCAGCCUGGUGAGCCAAGCUAGAUUAACUCUUACACAUGGAGAUCAACCUGUCAAUGGAGAGAAAACACGGGGUAGAACUCUAAGUAAGAUUGAUGUCGACAGUAACGCUAGGCCGAAAGCUCCCAAGAAGAGUGGAAUCAGUGACUUCUUCUUGCGACGGGGGAGCGGGCGUCGACAGAAGUCAAUUAAGGCCAAAGAGAAACAAAAGCUACAUGCAAUCCAAGGCUGUGGCGAUAACAUGCAGACAAAGUACAGAGAAGUGGCCAAUGCUGCAAUAAUAUUUGAAGAAUUUCUAAAAGAACUGGCGGCCAUAUCGCAAGAACAUGCUGUGUUACAAGGGGAGAAUUUACAAUUCAAAAUCGAUGAAAUAUUACCAUUGAGAGUGUACGCAACCGUUGCACACCUUUAGCAGAAGCAGGAGGAUUUAUGGAGUCAAUGUGAAGCUACUUACAAGAUUGUUCCUGAUUGGCUACCUAUUCCUUGCUUCUAACAUUCGGACCAAUCAGAGAGUAGCUUGUUUGUUGACAGGUUUUUUUUCAACGAAUUAAAUUCUGUCUUUUAUAUAUGCUUUGACUCAACUGUGUAAUGGUGCUAUUGUUCAUAUGACAAUAAUGCUGUCUGCCCCAGGAUAUGCUUCACUUGGUGUUUCCUCUGCUUGUCAAUCCACAAUCUGCUUUGCAUUAUUUUUACCUGAUAUUUUUGUAUUAAAUUAUAUAGAAGUUAUUACUGUAUAGACAUAAUUGAGAAUUGUAAAAUAAUUGAGAAAAAUGUACACCUGUAAGUCUAAUAACUGUAACUUGAACACUAUCAGGGGAAAAAGUAUAGGUACUAAGUAAAACUACAAGGUGCAGGCUGGGUGCAAGAUAACACUAAGGGGGCAGGUUGGGUACAGGGUAAGGUACAGGCUUGAUGCAAAAGAUUGCAUUCAAGUAAAAUAAUCAAAAGGUGCUGACUAGGUAUGAUGUAGUUCUGUUAUGGUGCAGGGGAGAUAGGUAAAAACUUUCAAAUUAUUAGCCUUACAUGCUGCAUGCUGGGUAAUAUAAUAAGCUAGGUAAAAGGUAAUGUUUUGAAGUAGACUAGAUACAGAGUACACUAUUCAGGUUCACCAUUAGACUCCAUCACUGCAGUGUAGGUUUAUGCAUACAGUAUUUGCUCUUUUUAUGAUAGAGUCAAUGACUUGACCUGAAUGCUUUGUGUUCAAACUUUAUAACAUAAAAUAUGCACUUGUAUUGCAGAUGCACUUCUAAUAGGGCAAAUAUGGUAUUAUUAGUUUUGUUUGAAUUAUCUGUGUCUACUAUGACUUGCCUGCUACCUACCGUGGGGCAGCAGGUCUGAAUGUUAU